Messenger RNA from Maudiozyma saulgeensis, 459 nucleotides. The record is from the annotation of a GenBank genome assembly. NCBI's taxonomy places the organism in Eukaryota, Fungi, Ascomycota, Saccharomycetes, Saccharomycetales, Saccharomycetaceae.
AUGUUCAAGGAUAUGAACCUGCAGAGUACUUCAUCGAGAAGAGAUACACGAACAGAAUUCCGUCGUCUCUAUGGAGAAUUGAACCCACAAGACCCACAACUGAUUGCUCUGUUAUCCUCAUUAAUACCAGAUACUUUACAAGAACAAUGGUCUCAAAAACCUGAAGAUGGGUGUACUCAGGAAUUUAUCGAUUCAUUACCAAGAGUAUCUAUAGGUACAAUUAAAAAGGAUGAACUUUGUUCCAUCUGUUUUGAAAAUUUCCAUGAUGAUGAAUACCCAUUACUGGUGAAAUUACCUCAUUGUGGACAUAAAUUUGAUUUACAAUGUAUCGCAGUAUGGUUAGGCACAAAUAGAACUUGCCCUGUCUGUAGAGAUAAUGUAAUGGAACAACAGGAUAAAUUGAAGGGACUAGAUACUUCGAAAGUUGAGCUUGAAGAGGACUGGGGAAUGUACGGCUAA